Molecule: messenger RNA, 924 nt
Organism: Rodentolepis nana
Lineage: Eukaryota; Metazoa; Platyhelminthes; Cestoda; Cyclophyllidea; Hymenolepididae
Source: the annotation of a GenBank genome assembly
AUGAAGUCAAUUUCUCAUAAACAUCAACGUUUUUUACCCUUACCUGAACUCGUGUCGCUUUUUGGGAACAAAUCGAAAUGUCAUUUGGAAUUAUUUUUAUCCUCAUCUUCACGACAAUUAGAUUCUUCUCGUUCUGUCCCUCAUAAUAUACAAAACGUUUCGUCUGAUGAUCUUCCUGAUUUUAAUUCAAUUAAGCCAGAUUCUAUGGAUACCAUUGCAUUGAGGGGAACAUUUGAAAAUAUGUUAUCACAGUUGGACAAUACUCUUGCUGAAAAUUCGAACUCUUUCCACACCUUAUCGUCUAGUCGUCUUCGUUCAGCUCCGUCAAUGGCUAAGCCGGUUUCAAUACCCGAACGUAAUCCAACUCCUCCACCCUUUCUACCGCCACCAACAGCUUUGUCUCAUCGACCCACAUCAGUACCGCUAUUCAAUCAUUCCUAUGAACUUUCUCAUCAUUUUACGAAAUCAAGCUGUCUUCCUGGAGUUGGUGCUAGCGUUAGUUGCGCUGUUACUUCAGCUCCACCGCUCUGUGAAAUUCUGAUUAAACCUGAGUUACAAAAACAAGCCCCGAUUUCAGGUUUUCAAAGACAUACUAAUGAUUUACUUAUCAUCACUGAAGCAGAAGAAAGGGCUCUUAGAGGAAGACUGAACGCUUUGAGAAAUGAAAUGGAGAGGGAUGUAGAAAGCGAAGGGUCUACCCAUUCAUCUGAUGUAAGCCGCCGUGACUUUGAAAGAACCAAUGGAGGAACUGCAAGCGUGAACUCAAGUGCAUCUGUGACCUUAGCACAGGUCGAAGAUAGCCUUUCAUCAAUUAUUAAAUUUUGCACCACAACUACCAGUAGUGACAGCGGUGAGCAAGCACUCUCAAAAUCCACAGUCGUCUACGAAGAUUCUUUAAAAGUUGUUUCGAAAUUCACCGCAUGA